Molecule: messenger RNA, 4380 nt
Organism: Chaetomium strumarium
Lineage: Eukaryota; Fungi; Ascomycota; Sordariomycetes; Sordariales; Chaetomiaceae
Product: serine/threonine protein kinase
Exons: 2
Coding region: 1-4380 (1459 amino acids)
Biological process (GO): protein phosphorylation
Molecular function (GO): ATP binding; protein serine/threonine kinase activity; protein binding
Source: RefSeq, a predicted model, not a curated record
AUGUCCACCAGCUACGUCUACCACUCGGUGUUCUCGGACAGCCUACCUUCCAUCCCGACUCCGUCCGCUACAGCAACCGAUAGUACUAGUACUACUUCAAAUACUCUCCCCGGGAUUGCCACUCCUCCGUCAUCCAGCCAAUUCGGCCAAGAACCAUCAACAGCUCAGGGCCUUGCCUCUUUCAUCUGCCAUGUGGCCUACCUCGAUGUGAGACUGCAGCGCGGCGACAGUUCCGCCUUCUUCGCCUUCCAUGGAGCCCGUGUGGUAAACCGCAAGCGAAUCGCCAAUGGCGCCUCGUUCAUCGUUGAGCGUGCCGAGCUCGAGGAGCCGCUGGAGCGAAACGACGCAGCGGAAUCCACCAGCCUCUCUUCCGGGGCAGCACGGCAGCCCAGCAAACCGGUGGUGGUCAAGACCGUCCGCGAAAACAAGAACAACCGCCCCAGCCAAUGGCGCGAGGUGCUCCUGGAAAUCAGAGCCCUGCUCCACGAGCCGAUCCGGUACCAUCCCAACAUUGUCAAGUUCAUGGGCAUCCGGUGGGACGCGUCCAUCGAAACCGGGUCGCCGUUCCCGGCCAUUGUCCAGGAGCACGCGGCGUUCGGCACGCUGGACAAGCUCCAGCAGCGGAGCAAGCCCCUGCCCUUCAGCAUCAAGCAGAAGCUGUGCUACGACGUCGGCCGUGGCUUGUCCAUCAUCCACGCGUGCGGCAUGGUGCACGGCGACCUCAAGCACGAGAACGUGCUCAUCUUCCCCAACCGCUACCCGGAUCCGCCGAACCAGCCGUACACGGCCAAGCUCGCCGACUUCGGCGGCACCGUCAUGGACAUGGGCAGCAGCCACGGCGACGGCCACGGCCAGCACCGCAUUCCGAUGUACACAUUCCCCUACGAGGCACCCGAGAUCGCCGACAGGCUGACCGAGGAGGGCGCCAAGAAGACGGACGCCUACUCGUACGGCAUGCUCAUCUGGCGCUGCAUGAUCGACUCGCAGGACGUGCUCGCGGCCGCUGGCACCACCGGGUCCAGCGCCAAGUCGUUGUCCGACCCGGUCCAGCUGCGCAACACGGUGCAGGCGCUCAAGGUGUCGGACGGCAUGCUGGAGGCGGCCAUCCACAGCGUCGCCGAGUACUGCUUCGGCCACGCCAUCCCGCGCGCCAGCUUCCACCUGAUCACGUCGGCGCUGAUGUUCACGCUGCGGGGCGAUCCGCAGCAGCGGGCGCUGGACCGGGCGCAGGUGCGGCUCCGCGGCAUGGACCCCGUGGCGGCGCACCACUACGUCGGCGUGAAGGACGAGGCCAACCGGCAGAAGGCGCAGCGCGACAGGUACCAGACGCCCGGGCGGCACGGCAUGGACCUCGACAGCGUCGGCUAUGCGCUCGGCCGCCUGGGCAGCGACUACGACGCGCAGAACAACCUGCCCGGGUUCCGCCCGGACCUGCCGCGCCCGGAGCGCGGCGGCUUCCAUUUCGAGCCCCUGCGUCUGCGCUACAUGCUCGGCUGGGCCCAGCAGGAGGCCAUCGUCCGCGACUUGGAGAUCUUCGCGGAGCCGUCGAACUCGAACUCUGAUUCUUCUUCUGCGGAGGACGAUGAUGCCGCGGGCGAGCUGACGCCGAGCCCCUGGCUGGCGGCCUUCUUCCUGUUCCAGUCGUAUCUCUGCGGCUUUGGUGUUGCUUGUGAUCCCAGGAAGGCCUGCUACUGGCUGCGCCGCGCUGCUGAGCCUCCGCUGGAGAUCGGGGAAACGGAUUACUACGCGAUGGCCUGGCUGAACCGGAUCCAUGCCGCCCUAGGGGUGUUGAACCCCUACAGCGUCGACAUGCAGAUGGACGUUCUUGCGCUGAGCGCCAUGCGCGGGCACAGACAUUGCGUCGAGGAUGCCGAGGCUCUGAUCGACUCCAGCGCGGACCCGGCGCAACGGCAUGCCUGGAGACAGAAGAUGAGCGACGUCGAUGCCGUCUACAAGGUCCUGACUGGCUCGACGGGGAUGCCGUUCUUUGCGCCGCGGAAACUGACCAGGGACUGGGCUCUCGGAAACCUUGAGAUGCUCGACGCACAGCUGAGGCAGGAGCUCGGCCGCGAAUACGAAAGCUGUCUCCGCCCGCCGCGUGCGAGUGAAGAAGCGUCGGAUCCGCCUCCGGACGACGGGUACCGCUUCGACAGGAUCUACGUCAACCACAAGGGCCACGGCUUGCUCCAUCUGGCAGCGGUGCAGGGAAGGCUGGGGGCGCUGCAGUACCUCCAUGCUAAGUACCUCAGCGACAUUAACCUCAAGAACCAAUCCCACGGCGAUACGGUGCUUACUCUCGCCUGCCGCACCGGCCGCUUCGACAUGGUCAUGUGGUGUCUGGAGAAUGGGGCAGAUCCCAACGGAGCCGACUAUUGUGAGGAGUCGCCGCUCCACUGCAUCACCGCGUUCAGCGAGUCGGAGAUGGACAGAAUCGUGGCCAGACUGGUCGAGGCCGGGGCGGAUAUCGAGAAGCACUCCGAGGCCUCACGCAGCGACAUUCGCGGCAUCGUGGCCGACUGGGAGGACAGUUUCUCUAUCACCCUCACGCCGCUCGGCCGCGCCGUGCUCAAGCAGAGCCUACCGGCCGUGAGGGUCUUGCUCAAACACGGCGCGAGUCCCACGCUCAAGCGCGUCUACAGGAACAGAGCCAAUCAGUCCGCCGUCGAGCUCGCCGCGGUGCUGACGCUGCCCGACAUUCUGGCCGAGCUUCUCCGCCACACCGACGACGGCGACGACGUGUUCGACGAAUGCGAGAUGCUCGACGCCGCUCACACAAGCCGCAUCACCCCGUACGAUUCCCUGUCACUCCACAGCCGCCUGGUCCGCUGCGGCGUCCGCUACAAGGACAGCCUCGACCGCACCCUCCGCAUCCUGCACGAGCGGAGCAACAAGAAGAGACUGGGACACGACAACCAGCCGAAACACCCCGCGGGCAAGCAUCUCUGCGAGGAGAUCCGCCUGGGCAACGCCGACAUCGUGUCCAGCCUGCUCCGCCUGGGCCACUCUGCUUCCGGAUCGCCUGGCUUCCGCCCUCUCGUCGCCGCCGUGCAGGCCAACAAUGUCGAGAUAUUUCAUCUCCUCCUCGCUCACGACCCGUCCCUCCUCACAACCACAUCGUCGCUUGAUCCAGAUACUAGUACUAGUAUUGGUACUAGUACCAGUACUAGUGCAUCUCUCCUGCACGUGCUCGCCCAACGCCCGCCGCACCGGCCCCGCGACCUCGCCAUCGCCUCCCACCUGCUCUCACAUACUAGUAAUCGUAGUAUCCCAGCCUACACCGUAACGCCACAUCAGCCCUCCCCGCUUGUGCUGGCCAUCCUGAACGGCUUCUACAAGCUCGCUGACCUGCUAGUCACGCAGGACAAGCAGGCAGCGGCGUCGCUCAGCUUCUGCAGACGACCAGCUCCGCGCCUCUCCGCGCCGCGGGAGUAUACGCUCCUAGGCUGGUUGCUGAGGUCACAAACCUCCUCCUCUCUACGCGCCAUCCGCUACCUCUCCCAUCUGCACACCACUCCGGACAAUGGCAUUUCCAUCUCACCACUGGCAUACCGCACCCGAGAGGGUGUGGAAGUCUCGGCCCUGCACGCCCUGUCAGAGGUCCCCGCCUCGGAAUGGAACACCCACGCCCAGAUCUCGGCGUCCAUCAUCCAGCAGCUUCUGACCAUGUUUCCCACCGUGGAAAGCCUAGGUCAAUGGGCCGUGAAUCCCCUUUCGGGGAGUGUGGUGUCUGCUGCGGUGGUGCGGUCGCAUGCUGAGGUGUUACGGGCUGUGUUGGCUGCGCCGGGGUACCGGGGGUUGUGGGAUCAGCCUGUUAAGGUCUACCUCAAGUUCGUCAAGUUGGUAGCGGACGAAAAGACUGAUGAAAUGGAGGAGGAGCAUGAGAUGAGGCCGAUUGAGAUCGCGCGCGAAGUGGCGAGACAGAAGCUACUUGCCCUGGGGGGGAGUGAUGAGGUAGACGAAGAAGAGCUGGAGGGCAUAAAGAGAGCUGCGGAGAUCAUGGAGAUGUUGAAUGCCUUGGAACAAGAGGACGAGUCCGACCUCGCCAGGCGCCCGGGCGAUGAAGUCGCAGCAGAUCCGGACUACACUAGCAGAAUUGAGGCGCUGGAAGCGAGGCUAAAGCCGGAUUUUGAAGAACCACCCAUCGACAGGGACAGUCAAGAGGUGAAUAUGCCGGUCGAUCUGUCGGUGCUGACCGACGAGCGACCGACCGGCUGGACGGAGGGCGCCGAGAUGACGGCCGAGAUGUCGCUGCGCAUCUUCCUGAGGCAUUUCAGGAACGAGAACCAACUGUUUGGGGACGCCGUUGUCAAGGCUAUGAGCAAGAUGUUUAACAGGCGGGAGCCUGAGGAGGGUGAGGAGGACGGGCGGAAGGGCACGUGA